GUCUGAUCAUAGGCAGCGUCAGUCGCUGUGCGCGGCUCUGCAACUUCGUCUGUUCUCUCCUCACCGUCGCACUAGGCCCGCUCAUCGCUGGAUACGAUGAGCGACGACUUCAUUCGCCUUGUCUCGCAGGCGAAUCCUGCCACCCGCUACCAACCCGCCAACAAUGGCUACCCGCCGACAUCGUCUCCACCAAAUGCGAAUCAGCCACUGGACCCCUUCUUCGACGAGGAGGACGAAGAGGAUGUGCCCUCGUCAGCCUUUGGCAACGUGACCGCUGCCAUGCGCUCGCAGGAGAGCGGCAUACCGCUUGCGCGCGCCGGUGCACCGCCCGCCGGCCUAGGGAGCUCGCAGGUCACACUCACUGGCACCAUCCAACCGGACUGGCUGGACGACGACGAGCAGCAACCGUCUGGACUAUCACGACCACCAGCCUCUUCUUCUGCUUCUGGGUCUUCUUCACGCCGAUGGAGGCGGCCGUCUAUGUCGUUCGUCAAGCGGUGGAGAUGGCCGUGGGACAAGCGCGACCGGGUCCUCACCGGCGAACGGCUUGUUGUCCUCAAUAACCCCAUCAUGAAUUCGGACUUUGGAAACAACUAUGUCUCCACCAGCAAGUACAACCUCGUCACAUUCGUACCCAAGUUCCUCUUCGAGCAAUUCUCAAAAUACGCCAAUCUGUUCUUCCUGUUCACCGCGCUUAUACAGCAGAUUCCGAAUGUAUCUCCUACAAAUCGGUGGACAACCAUUGCGCCUCUGUCGGCGGUCAUCCUCGCGUCCGCAUUCAAGGAAACCCAGGAAGACAUAAAACGGCAUCAAUCGGAUUCAGAAUUAAACUCCCGUACUGCCAAGGUGCUCACGGCCGAGGGCACGUUCGUGAACAAGAAGUGGAAACAUAUCGCGGUCGGCGAUGUCAUUCGGAUCGAGAGCGAUGACCCCAUCCCUGCCGACCUGAUACUGCUCAGCUCGAGCGAACCAGAAGGCUUCUGCUACAUCGAGACCUCCAACCUUGAUGGCGAGACGAACCUCAAGAUCAAGCAGGCAUCCCCGCAGACGGCGCACCUCACCGCUCCGCACCUCGUCACUGCGCUUUAUGGAAAAUUGCGCUCGGAGCACCCGAACAACUCUCUGUACACGUACGAGGGGACACUCGAGCUGACGACGAACGACGCACUGCCGAAACAGGUGCCACUAGGCCCUGAUCAGCUGCUGCUCCGCGGAGCACAGAUGCGGAACACGCCGUGGGCAUAUGGACUCGUCGUCUUCACGGGACACGAGACGAAGCUGAUGCGGAACGCAACAGCAGCGCCGAUCAAGAGGACGGCAGUGGAGCGACAGGUGAACGUACAUAUCAUCUUUCUGUUUAUGUUCCUGGUCGCAUUGUCUUUGGGAUCGACGAUCGGCAGCAGCAUUAGGACAUGGUUCUACUCGGACAAGGAGUGGUAUCUCUACCAGACGUCUUCGCUCGGUGGUCGAGCAAAGCAGUUCGUGGAAGACAUUCUCACCUUCAUCAUCCUGUACAACAAUCUCAUCCCGAUCUCACUCAUUGUAACAAUGGAGAUCGUCAAGUUCCAACAGGCGCAACUCAUCAACUCGGAUCUGGACAUGUAUUAUGCCAAGACAGACACGCCGGCUCUGUGCCGAACCUCGUCUCUGGUGGAGGAGCUCGGGCAGAUUGAGUACGUGUUCAGCGACAAGACCGGUACCUUGACUCGUAAUGAGAUGGAGUUUCGGUUCUGCACCAUCGGCGGCGUCGCAUAUGCGGAUGUCGUCGAGGAGAGCAAAAGGGGCGACGCCGAAGAUGGGAAGGACGGCUGGAGGUCAUUUGCAGAGAUGAGGGCGCUACUGGGGCACAGCGAGAAUCCGUUUUCGGACGUGAAGGCGGAUAACAGCGGUGACCAGGCGGUCGUGAACGAGUUCUUGACGCUACUUGCCGUAUGCCACACGGUAAUUCCGGAGAUCGUUGACGGCAAGAUGCGCUACCAGGCGAGUAGCCCUGACGAGGCUGCACUCGUUGCCGGCGCGGAGCUGCUCGGAUACCAAUUUCAUACCCGCAAGCCGAAGUCGGUUUUCGUCAACGUGAACGGGCAGUCGCUCGAAUACCAGAUCCUGAACGUGUGCGAGUUUAACUCCACGCGGAAGCGCAUGUCGACUGUCGUGCGGUGCCCGGACGGUAAAGUCAAGCUGUACUGCAAGGGCGCGGACACGGUCAUUCUCGAACGUCUCAGCGAGAAGCAGCCGUUCACCGAGAAGACGCUCAUGUACCUCGAGGAGUAUGCCACGGAGGGCCUGCGUACGCUCUGCAUUGCAUUCCGGGACAUUCCCGAGGCCGAGUACCGCGAUUGGGUUACGAUCUACGAGCAGGCGGCCACGACGAUCAACGGACGAGGCGAGGCACUGGAUAAGGCCGCCGAGCUGAUUGAAAAGGAUUUGUUUCUGCUAGGCGCGACCGCGAUCGAGGAUAAACUGCAGGACGGCGUGCCAGAUACGAUCCAUACACUGCAGAUGGCGGGGAUCAAGGUCUGGGUCCUCACUGGCGAUCGGCAAGAGACGGCCAUCAACAUCGGUAUGUCAUGUAGGCUUAUUUCUGAGUCUAUGAACUUGAUUAUUGUGAAUGAGGAAACGAUGCUCGAGACGCAGGAAUUCAUCACGAAGCGCCUGUCCGCGAUUAAGAACCAGCGCAGCACCGGCGAACCGGGCGAGUUGGAGGAUCUUGCGCUAAUCAUCGACGGCAAGAGUCUCGGAUUCGCACUGGAAAAGGAAAUCGCCCUUGCGUUCCUGGAGCUUGCUCUGAUGUGCAAAGCUGUGAUCUGUUGCCGUGUCUCGCCACUUCAAAAGGCGCAAGUCGUCAAGUUGGUGAAGAAGAACCAGAAAUCGAUCCUGCUUGCAAUUGGAGACGGUGCGAAUGACGUGAGCAUGAUCCAAGCUGCGCACGUCGGCGUCGGCAUAUCGGGUCUGGAGGGUUUGCAAGCUGCUCGAUCUGCGGAUGUCGCUAUCUCACAAUUCCGACAUUUGAAGAAGUUGUUGCUUGUGCAUGGCGCUUGGAGUUAUCAACGGCUGUCGAAACUGCUGCUUUAUUCUUUCUACAAGAACAUCGUGCUCUAUAUGACGCAAUUUUGGUACUCGUUCUUCAAUAGCUUCUCCGGCGAGAGUAUCUACGAGUCAUGGACGCUGUCCAUGUACAACGUCGUCUUCACUCUGCUGCCGCCAUUCGUUAUUGGCAUCUUUGACCAGUUCGUCUCGGCUCGGAUUCUCGAUCGUUAUCCACAGCUGUACAUGCUCGGACAGAAGAACGUGUUCUUCACGAAGACUGCGUUCUGGCUGUGGAUAGCCAAUGCGUUCUACCAUAGCAUAGUCCUGUUCGGCUUUUCGGUGAUCCUUUUCUGGGGAGAUCUCAAACAAUCGACGGGUUAUGACUCCGGUCAUUGGUUCUGGGGAACGGCGCUGUAUCUCGCAGUCCUGCUUACCGUACUUGGCAAGGCUGCCCUAAUAUCCGAUUUGUGGACGAAAUACACUGUUGCUGCUAUUCCUGGAUCAUUUGUGUUCGCGAUGGUCUUCCUGCCGAUUUACGCUGUCGUUGCUCCAGCGAUCGGGUUUUCAACAGAGUACUAUGGCCUGGUGCCUCGUCUAUGGAGCGAUGCAGCCUUUUAUUUCAUGCUGAUCCUGAUACCUAUCUUUUGCCUCACGAGAGACUUUGUUUGGAAAUACUAUCGCCGAACGUAUAAUCCGCAGACCUAUCACAUUGCUCAGGAGAUUCAGAAAUACAACAUCCCUGACUAUCGUCCGCGGCAAGAGCAGUUUCAAAAGGCGAUCAAGAAAGUGCGCGCGGUACAGCGCAUGCGGCGGAACAGAGGGUUCGCGUUCAGCCAAACAGAAAAUGCUGCGCGGCAAGACCAGACGAGAGUUAUCCGUGCGUACGAUACAUCGAGGACGGGCGCACGACCGUCAGGAUACUAGUUGCGAACGGUGUAUAUCUUUAUGGGGACAAUGUACUAUACGCUAUAUUGCGAUGCGCUCUAAUCGUACGAUACAUAGCGACGAGUGGAAUCUUCUCCCGCGACAGCGUUA
This is a messenger RNA of Laetiporus sulphureus 93-53, 4062 nucleotides long. RefSeq names its product phospholipid-translocating P-type ATPase. Gene Ontology annotation, cellular component: plasma membrane. Gene Ontology annotation, molecular function: magnesium ion binding; ATPase-coupled intramembrane lipid carrier activity; ATP hydrolysis activity. Bases 97 to 3951 code for a protein of 1284 amino acids. NCBI's taxonomy places the organism in Eukaryota, Fungi, Basidiomycota, Agaricomycetes, Polyporales, Laetiporaceae. Gene Ontology annotation, biological process: intracellular protein transport; post-Golgi vesicle-mediated transport; endocytic recycling. The transcript has 22 exons. The record is from RefSeq and is a predicted model, not a curated record.